Messenger RNA from Siniperca chuatsi (mandarin fish), 4122 nucleotides. RefSeq names its product oligophrenin-1-like. The record is from RefSeq and is a predicted model, not a curated record. The transcript has 24 exons. Lineage: Eukaryota; Metazoa; Chordata; Actinopteri; Centrarchiformes; Sinipercidae. Gene Ontology annotation, cellular component: cytoplasm. Gene Ontology annotation, molecular function: protein binding; GTPase activator activity. Bases 544 to 2943 code for a protein of 799 amino acids. Gene Ontology annotation, biological process: signal transduction.
GCUUUGUGGCACGCUCUUUGUAAGUAUGUGGGACUUAAGGAUGUGUAUGGCGUCUCUGUUAGAAUUUUUUUUUCACUAACACUUAUUCAGAGGUUUAAUAGCGUGCUGUUAACAUUACAAAUCAAAAAUCGAUUUAUAACCAUGGUAAAUGACAGAAGGAGGUUUCAUGAAAGUGUAAAAUAUUUCGGAAUGGGACGCGUCCAAAGGGAUUCUAGCCGCUCUUCUAAUCACGACACCGCAACAAGGAAAAAGUGGCAAAGAGGACCAGGAUACCAAUAAAGUACAGUUUAGACCGCCCGUCAGACGAGCAGAAGAGGGAAGUCAAUCAAACCGUGCCUCUUCACUGUGUAGUGCACUUCAUAUUCGACCAGCUGUUGCCGCAGGCUCCCACGGACACCAUGGUUUCUGCUCCUCUGAACAGAUGAGAGUGUAGGGUCGCUUCAACUGAGCAGCUACGAGCAGUGUGCGAUAGACGAGCGUAGCUGCGUGGCUCACUAAAACAAAUCCAGUGUUUCUAUUGUCUAAAAUCCAGUAGUCUACAAGAUGGGGCAUCCUCCUCUGGAGUUUAGUGACUGCUAUCUGGACAGCCCGGACUUUCGAGAGACUCUCAAGUGUUAUGAACUGGAGCUGGAGAGGACAAGCAAAUUCCUCAAAGAGUUGAUAAAAGAUGGCAACAGUGUUAUCACUGCAAUCAGGGGCUAUUCUUUGGCAGUACAGAAGUUCUCCCAGACUCUCAGCACGUUCCAGUUCGAUGUCAUCGGUGACUCCCUGACAGAUGAUGAGAUUAACAUUACUCAGUCGUUCCAGGAGUUCGCUGGACUCCUGCAGGAAGUAGAGCACGACAGGAUGAUGCUGGUUCAGAACGCCUCCGAUCUGCUCAUCAAGCCGUUGGAGAAGUUCAGAAAGGAGAAAAUAGGAGUAACAAAAGAAAAGAAAAAGAAGUUUGAGAAAGAGAGUGAAAAAUAUUACUCCCAGGUAGACAAACACCUGAAUCUUUCUGCCAAGAAGAAAGAAAGUCAACUUCAAGAGGCUGAUGACCUCCUAGACAAAGAGCGAGUGAACUUCUAUGAAUCGUCAGUGGAGUAUGUGUACCAGAUCCAUCAGGUGCAGGACAGGAAGAAGUUUGAUGUGGUGGAGCCUGUGCUGGCGUUUCUGCACAGCAUUUUAACGCUCAACAACCUGACGGUGGAGAUGACUCAGGACUUCAUGCCUUACAAGCAAGAACUGCAGCUCAGCUUGCAGAACACACGAAACCACUAUGAGAGCACUCGCGAGGAGAUGGAGGAGCUGAUGAAGAGAAUGAAACACCCAUCCCAGAUCUGUAAAAUGCACAGUUUUCUGCCGAUGGAGGGUUAUCUGUACUGUCAGGAGAAGUGGGCUUUGGGCGUGUCAUGGGUCAAAUAUUAUUGCAAGUAUCAUAAGGAGGGGAGACUGCUGGUCAUGGUGCCUUGUGAACAGAAGCCUACAACUAAACAGGGCCCUACACAGCUGAAGCUGAAAUCCUGCAUCCGCCGGAAGACAGAGUCCAUAGACAAGCGCUUCUGCUUUGACGUGGAAACUAUCGAGAGAAACACACCCGUCACUUUCCAGGCUCUUUCGGAGGGAGAGAGGAAGCUGUGGAUGGAGGCCAUGGAUGGAAAAGAGCCUAUCUAUCAUUCCCCAAUUCACAAGCAAGCUGAAAUGGAACUGAAUGAAACUGGAUUCAAGUUUGUGCGAAAGUGCAUCAACUACAUCGAAACAAAAGGAGUCACACAAGAAGGAGUGUACAGAACAGUUGGCAGCAACAUCCAAGUGCAGAAGCUUUUAAAUGCCUUCUUUGACCCCACAAACCCAGGAGAUGUGGAUCUCCACAGCAGCGACUGGGACGUUAAAACCAUCACAAGUGCAUUGAAGUUUUAUCUAAGGAGCUUGUCUGAACCUCUGAUGACCUACAGUCUACACAGAGACCUCAUGUGUGCUGCAAAGUCAGAUAAUCUGGACUUUCGACUGAGUGAAAUUCAUUCGCUUACCUACAAAAUACCAGAGAAGAAUCGGGAGAUGCUGGAGAUGCUUAUUAAACACUUGGUCAAUGUGUGCAGUCACAGUGAAGAAAACCUAAUGACUCCUUCAAACAUGGCUGUUAUCUUCGGACCCACAUUGAUGAGAGCAAAGGAGGAGACAGUGGCGGCCAUGUUGGAUAUCAAGUUCCAAAAUAUUGUCGUUGAGAUUCUGAUUGAGGACUACAAAAAGAUCUUCAGUUAUAUGCCAGAGGACAGCACCGCCCCACCUGUCCCUCCUCCGCGAAUCACCCCAAGAAAGCGGCAACCCAUCACAAUCUCCAAGCGGCCACCUCGUGUUUAUCAAGCUCUUAGUCACGACCACUUUCAGCACACAGAGAAUGGCCAGAACGACAGCUCUGGCUUGGAAGGGGAAGUCUCUACAAACCCCGUUCCCCUGCAGCGGACAAAACCUGCAAGCUGUGCUCCACUUGUUCCAAGAGACCCUCCUCCGAGACAAGUAUUAAUACCCAGACCAGCUAACCGUCAGGACCGACACUCAGACCCUGACGUUGGCAAGAUAAGUGAUACAAAGCAAAGGCCAGAUUCUUCUUCAGCGGCAAAUGGGGAAUCUGGAGUCUAUGUGAGCAGAGUACCAUCCUUCCAGAGCAGAAGACCACCUCCUAAAGGCACAUCAGCCAACAGAGAAGGAGAUUCUGAUGGGCUGACCAGAACGAAGUCCACAGAGAAACAUGCUAUUUGUAGACCCCCAGUCAGGCCUCCUGAGCCCCCCUCCAGAUACCCCGCUCCACAAAAGACACAGAGUGCAGCCUGCAGCGAGGGCACACCCUCGUCCUAUGUUGCCUCUAAAACUAAGUUUUUUGAGAAUGCCUCUAGGCAAGUCGGCAGUCCACCGGCCUCUCCAUCACCAUCAUCAGCAGUGACAAAUGUAAAAAAAGAGAAUUAAUGUUAAGCAGACUCAGACCACAUCAUGUGACCUCUACAUGUGCUGUUGGGUGCACAUCAAGCUGGAGGGAGACACCACUAAUGAACUCAGUGGAUCUUGAUCUUAUCGGAUAGACUGAAGAAAUGGCUCUCCAUAGAACUUAAUGGAUAUUUUUGAUUCCAUUUGAUUUUUAAUAUUAAGAAUGGUGUUGUAAGGUAACACAGUAGCAAACUGACUUGUGAAUGAGCUCCCAAAGUAAUUGGCUCAGUGUUUGAUUGUUGUUCCAAAGUUAGGAAGAAGUAACAGUACUAUUUUAAUAAUUUUACAAUAUUUAAUAGUCAUUUUACAGUGUUAAAAAGUUUGAAUGGCCAAUUUCAAUGGAGGGAACAAACUGCUUAAACUGCUUAUAACAGCUUACUUUGAUGUCUUCUUGUCUACACUCUUAAUGCUUGUUUUUAGCAUUGUAAAAUAGAUCUCCCAAAGAAUAAUAAUUCAUACAAAUGGACUAAAUGUAAUCAUUAUUCAUAUGAAAAUGUGAAAUAAUAGUCUCAAUGUUAACAUGUAAUGGUCUGUCAAGGAACUGCAUGAAGCAAAUUAAUUUUAAGCUACAUCUAUGAAUAAUUAUUUCUGUGGAUGCUAUUUCAGUUGGUCCAUUCAAAAAGUAUUUAUUAGUAGUAAUAUUUAAAUCAAAAUCUGAAUCAUGUAUGUCAGUGGAGACAUAAGAUGUCAUUAAAAUAUAAGUCACUUUUUAAGAGGCAUUACAAAAAACGUGUUUUGCUAUAAAGUGUCAGCCUGUAUUCCAGUCAGUGUAGUUUGAAUUUACACUGAAUAUAAUGGUAGUGUAAGUUUAAUUGGGAAUUACUGAAACUGAUUUACUAGUGUACAUUGCCUCACUUCUGACCUAAUGUAGGUAGGCCAGGUUGUACAGGAGAGUCUUUGAAGUUUAUCUUAAUUUGUUACACCUCAAAUGUAUUGUUGGGAUUAAAAAGCAUGUCUAAUAUGAAACAAAAGUGAUCAUUACAAUAUGUGAAAAUAACUGUUGUUUUUAUUUGUUUUGUUCUUAUAAUGGUUAUGUUAAUUUUACACUUGUUUAUUUUUGGUUUUGGUUUUUGAUAACCCAACUUGAAAAUUCUGGUUGUUGUCUGGUUGUUUUAUGUUUUUUUUUUUUCAAAAAGGAAAAUAAACAUGAAGAGUUCUUAA